AACAAUAAACGUAUUUUGAAAUUGUCGAACUAAGAAGUAGAACUGUAAUUUAAAUUGAUAAAAACAGUGUCAUAGUAAAGUAAUAAAGUAGACAAUUAUUUUAGUAUAUGGAAAUUUGUUUGGGGCAACUGUAGAUUUGUAACAACCUAUUGCAAUUUUAAUAUUAUGGAAUAACCAAUAGCGUAACCCCUUUAAGAUAUUUGUAAUUUUGUUAAAAUCAAAUGAAGCCGCGUAGAGUAAAAAUUAAAUGAAAACUUAUCUAAGGAAUAUAUGUAUAUCAAAUUAACCUAACCUUCCAAGUGACGUUUCAUAUCUGCAGUUACAUUAAAUAACGUUAUAACAAUGGACAAAUCUAUAUUAGUGCAAAAACAAGUAAAAGAUAAUGCAGAAGAUAUGCAGAAGGAAUUUCUUGAUAUGAAAAAUUGGGAGGAACAAAUGAAACGUAAAGAUGAGGAAUUAAGGAGAGAAGCGAGUGGUGAAAGCACAUUACCACCAAUCAGAAGCAAAACUAAAAAUAAAAAUAAAACAAAAACUGCUCCUACCAAAGAAAAUGGAAAUAGUAAUAUCAAACCCAAAAGAAUUAAGUCACACGAUUAUUCUGCUUGGGAAAAAUUUGAUGUAGAUAAAGCAUGUAAAGAUAUAGAUAAACAGGAGCAGUCAAGUGACUCUGGAGAUGAAACUAUGUCUAAAGAAGAGUUAGAAAAAGCACACGAAAUUGCAACAAAGCACAAAGAUGAAGGCAAUUCAUUUGUACGUUCUUGUGAAUGGGUCAAAGCUAUUCAGUGUUAUAAUCAAGCCAUAACAGCUUUUCCAUAUGAUGCUGUGUUUUUUGCAAAUCGUGCACUUUGUCAGUUAAAGCUAAACAAUUUCCAUUCUGCAGAAUCAGACUGUUCCGCAGCAAUACAAUUAGAUGAAACUUAUGUAAAAGCUUAUCAUAGGAGAGCUACAGCCAGAAUGAACUUAAAACAAUACAAAGAAGCUAAACAAGAUAUAGAGAAAAUCUUAAAGUUGGAACCUUCUAGUAAAGAAGCAAAAUCAUUAUUAGUUCAAAUUGAAAACAAGAUUAAAACCUCAAAUUCAUCUACCACACCAAAGGAAAGUACAGAAAAAUCUCCUGUAAAAUCUAUAGUUGACAAGAAAAUAGGAGAAAAAAAUUGUCCAAAUAUAUCAAACAUCAAAAUAGUAGAUAGUAAAGAUAAUGAAGACAUUAAGCAUACUAAAGAUGAUAAAAGUAACAUUGAGCUUAAACAAACUAAAUGCACUAAAAACAGUAUAAAACCUGAGGAAAAUCUAAUAAAUGUUAAAGGUGAUAAAACUGCUCAUGUGGAACUUAUUCCAUUGAAUCAAAAGAAAAUUGAUUCACGAAUUCCUGAUUGGCUACCAGAAAAAGGUGAUGUUGCCAUAAUAGAAACUAUUAUAAGGCCACCUCACCUCUGUUCAAAGAUACCAUUAAAAAGAAUACCAAUUGAAGAAGUGGAAUUUAAUAGUACUAAACAAAAUUAUGAGAAUGAUAAAGCAGUAUGUAACAGACAAUUGGAAACAAAUAGUACAGAUGAUAAUUUUAAGACAAAUAAUUCGGUUAAGGUUUCUGAAUCAUUAGAGUGUACUAAUAAAAUACCUCCAGUCCCUAAAACAGCUGUACAGUUUAUAAUGCAUUGGAAAACAAAUAAAUCAUUAGAAUUUAGAUAUAAAUAUUUACACCAAUUACCUGAAAAUAGUUUACCUAAUAUCUUUCAAGACUCUAUGGAAUCUGAUAUUUUCAGUGAAAUAAUAGAAGUUUUAAGGAUAGAAUUUGUAAAACGGAAAGAGUUUAUAUUUUCUUAUCUGAAAGAUCUCAGUGUGGUCAAACGAUUUAGAGCUCUUAUCAUGUUCAUGAGUAAUAAGGAAAAAGAAAGUUUAAGAAUACUUUUUGAGCAUUGUAAAAGAGUGGAAAAUAUACCACUAAAUGAAAUUGCGCUUUUACAAACUAAAUACGAAAUCUAAAAGAAGCUUAACAUGCACCAAUUUAGUUCAUAAAAAAUAAUUUUACGUUGUAUUGUUUAAUGAGGCAUAUUACAGUAUAUAUUAUACAUUUGGUUAUCUUACAUAUAUACAGUGUAUAUACAAAUAAAACAAGAAAAAAGUGAAGAUUUCUGUCAUAAACACAUCGUAGAGUAAAGCUCACACACGGCCGUUUAAUAACGUUUGUAUUCGUUGAUCAUUUUUCAUUAUUUGUGAUUUUAUUUGACAUAUUUUGUCCAAUUGUAUUUUCAUGUUUUGAUCAAUUUCAUGUAAUGUUUCUUUCAUAGGUUCUAUUAACUCUUGUGUUUUUCUGAAAAUAAGAAAGUUACUGCAUAUAUGUAACAUCCUUUUAGUCAUUAAAAGUUUUUACAUUCCUUACAUUUUUUCUGACUUUAAUUUUUCGCUCACUUGUUGAUAUUGAGUUCUCCAUUCUAAUAAUUCUUUUUGCAUUAUUUCAACAUCUUCCUGCCAAUAUUAUACCAUGAAACGGAUUGUUAAUAAAAAAAACUACUAUUGUUAGUAUAUGUUAUUAAAAAGUCUGUACCUGAAAAUAAUCUAACAACUUUCCUAGUGGAUUUGUUGCACGGGUUAGAGUUUGGAUUGUGUUACGAAGUUUAUCAACCUCUUUAAUAACUGUGUCACGCUUUGAACUGGUAUCCCAUGCCUAAUAAUAAGUCUAUUAUUAAAGUAAAAUUAAUAUAUAAAAGAAAAGAAAGAAUUUUCGUGUCCUUACAAUGUUUGUUUUCUUAGGCAUUACAUCUAUAUUUUCAUUAUUAACAAGUUCCUUUUGCGUUUCUAAUAUUUGGGCAACAAGAUGUCCAUGUUCUUGCGUCAAUUGAUCGUCAACUUUGAAUGUACCACUAUUCUCUAGAGAAUCACCGCCACCACCUCUGGUUUCCAUAACUACCAUAUCUUCAGCAUCAUCAUCUUCUUUACUUUCAGAAUUUUCUACAAUAACAGUUAUAUUUCCCAUAGGCGUUCUGGAAAAAUAGGCUCUAAUCAAUAGAUGUUUCAUACUAUUUUUUAUGACAAUAUAUUUCAGUUAAUGCUUACAGUAUUUCUUCAUUAACAGAUAAUUCGGGCUUUCCCCGUAGUCUAGGCGCAGCAGGUCUAGCACUAAUUGGUCUUGCAGAUGGUGGGCGUAGAGAAGUUUUUGGUCUAGUAUUUGAUUGUGAAGCACUGAAAGCAUCAAGUUUCUUCAAAUAACUGUAAAAUCUUUAAUCGAUAGGAUGUAUUCAGAAGUACCUUGUGUCAAUGUGUUCCAAUUGAGAUUGUUGAGUCUCUAAUACUAAAUUAUCAAACUUUUCUUCAUUUUGAUUAGAAAUUUCAUUUUUCAUUUCAGUGUCUUUAUGUUCCACCGUUGUGUUCUCCAUACUUUCAUUAACUUUAUUGUUUUUGUUAUUUAUAGAUUUAGUUUCUAAGUACAUGGUGUCUGAUACAUUCUGUACAUGAUUCUGAGAUUCACUGCUUUCAUUAUAUGUUGUUUGUUUAGAUUUGUUGUCAACCUCUUUUUGCUUUUUGUUUUCAUUUGGCUUUUUAUCCACAUUUACAUCUUCUUGUAUGAGAGUAGUUUCAGAUGAAAGUAUGGAAGAUGUACUGGGUUUAGGUUUAGCAGAUGAAGAUCUCCUUCUAUGUGCAGACGAAGGAACUUUGUCCUGUGUUGACUGAAAAAUGUAAAUCUUAAAUAUUAUCUUUUGUCUUGUUAAAAAAUUACAUAUAAUGUGGCAUCUUGUUUUACUUACUGAAGUUUGUGUAAUUUCAAUAUCUUUUUGAGAUUCUCGAUUUUCAUCUUUAUGUGUUUCCAUAUUAUGUGUUUCUGCUUUAUGUUCAUUCUUUUUUCUUUGAUCAGAAGUCUUAUCUCUACCAGUUGUAACUCUUUUUUGAUGGACUUCUUUUGAUGUCUUUUUCUCCUCUCUCUUAGUUGAUGAUUUACUUUUUGAUGUUGAUUUACCUUUCUCUAAAUUUUUUUUAUAAUGUUCUAUAGCUUCAGUACUAUUUAUCUGUUUUAUAAAGUACUUAUUAUUCUUUUAUACCUUUAAAUUAUUGCAUCUUAAAAUGUACUAAAUCUGUAUUACCUUCUUAUCUAAAGCUUUUCCAAUUGUUUGUAGUAAUUCAUUUGUCUUAGUUGGUUCCUGGCCAGAAAUUAUUUUACUGGCUCUUACAGUUAAAUUAGUACCAGUAGCUAGUUCUAAAAUCAUUUUAAAGGAUACUUCAGUAAUCAUCUAAGAAAUGUUAAACAUUUUAUAUUUUUGUUUUGGAAAUUAUAUGUACUUACUGACAACGUCAAUUAAUUUUGUUAAAUAUGCAAGUUUUGCUUCUUUAUUAUUUAUAUUCUCAGAGUUCAGUUCUUCUUCAGUGAAUAACCCAUCUAAGAAACCAGUUUCCCUGAUCACCUAUAAUACAAUUUUUAAUUAGUGUUAAAGUAUUGCGUAUUCAAAUGUCACUUGUAACAGAGAAAAUAUAUUUGUUACCGCUGAUACAAUGUCGUGAAGAAAUCUGAACGGUGGUUUCUUUAAAAGUUUUUCAGUCAGUGGAGGCUUUUUGAAAUAUUUUCCAAGAAGAUCUUGUGUCUUCUUAAUUACUUCUGGCUUCACAUCAUCUGCCAUUGUUAAUUACAAUUAGAACGUGUUGUCAAUUUUAACAUAUGUUACUCUUCAAUUUGAUACAUUUUUUGUUGUACUAACUAGUUGCAUAGCAACGGCUGUACCAUUAACACGCGCUAUCAUAUAAUGGAAAAUACAGAAAACAAGUACAAAUUACAAUUAAGUAUUAUGUCCAUGACGUUAAUUUGUAUAUUGAAUUGUUUUUAAUCAAUAAAGUAUAUUGUUUAUUUUCGGUUCCAACAUUUUUAAUUAAUAUGAAAGGGAGAUGGUAGGUAAUGUAGAUCACAUAGUAAAUAUCGAUAAAGAAGAUUUAGAAAUCUAGGACUGAUAAUAGCGUCCUCUACUCGAUCAGAACUACAUUCUAACUGAACUACAAAUGUAAUUGAUUCGGU
Messenger RNA from Nomia melanderi (Alkali bee), 4996 nucleotides. It is a transcript of the gene spag, whose product is annotated as RNA polymerase II-associated protein spaghetti. Lineage: Eukaryota; Metazoa; Arthropoda; Insecta; Hymenoptera; Halictidae. Gene Ontology annotation, cellular component: protein folding chaperone complex. Gene Ontology annotation, molecular function: protein binding. The record is from RefSeq and is a predicted model, not a curated record.